AAUAUAUGAGCCAGCUGAUGUAGAGCACUCACUAAACCUGGAGAACCGCAGGAGUGACGGCUGGAGAACUGAAGAAGAACAAUGAGUAACAUGGCAAGAGAGAUCCUGGCGUUUAUCCUCACCACCUCGGGGUGGGUGCUGGUGUCCUCCACCUUACCUACAGACUACUGGAAGGUGUCUUCAAUCGACGGCACAGUUAUCACCACAGCCACCUUCUGGUCCAACCUGUGGAAGACCUGUGUGACCGAUUCUACUGGAGUCUCCAACUGCAAAGACUUCCCUUCAAUGCUGGCGCUGGACGGUUAUAUCCAGGUGUGUCGGGGACUGAUGAUUGCAGCAGUCUGUCUGGGUUUCUUUGCUUCGAUCUUUGCUCUGAUUGGCAUGAAGUGCACUAAGAUCGGUGGUCCUGACCAAACCAAAGCCAGAAUUGUCUGCUUGUCUGGGAUCACCUUCAUGUGUACUGGUCUGUGUUCUCUCAGCGCCUGCUCUCUGUACGCUCACAGGAUCACGUCCGAGUUUUUUGACCCCAUGUUUGUUGCGCAAAAGUAUGAACUGGGUGCUGCCUUGUUCAUCGGCUGGGCCGGCUCGACUCUGUGCAUCCUCGGAGGGGCACUCUUCUGCCUGUCACUGUCUGAUGGCAUGAGCAGCAAUUCUCCAUAUCCAUCGGACAGAAGAGCUUUCGUCAACAGUGGAGCGUCUUUAAUGACUCGUGCGAUGCCACAGAGUCAGUCGUCUCACACCAGGAGACCUCCGCCAGGAUACAGCGGCACUUCCAAACACUUCGACAAAAACGCCUACGUAUAACACUCACGGCUGACUUCAGCCAUCCACGCCUCAUCCACGCCUCCCGCUGAUGUCUAAUAUCUCACUGGUAUCUUUUGUUAGCUUAUUAAGUGCCUUUGGAUGGCCAGCUCAGAUGACUUGUACAGAUGCUGUAAUCGAAGUUUGGUCAGGAUUAUAAUUUGCAAUUUUGAAGACUCUGGCACAUGUAAUGUGAUUUCAGCUCCACAUGUAUGUUUACGCAGCGCUGCAUGUGAUUAUGUCAUCUGUUGAUAGUUGUGCUGUACUCGAGCAGUUUUGGGUGACUCAUGGUGGUUGAUCAUGAUUUUGAGUUGGUUCAAAGCAGGCCAGAUUGAAUUAUGUUUCUGGAAACUAUCAAAUGAAAUGACACUUU
Messenger RNA from Carassius carassius (crucian carp), 1174 nucleotides. RefSeq names its product claudin 10b (gene cldn10b). The record is from RefSeq and is a predicted model, not a curated record. The coding region runs from base 82 to 804 and encodes 240 amino acids. Gene Ontology annotation, molecular function: structural molecule activity. NCBI's taxonomy places the organism in Eukaryota, Metazoa, Chordata, Actinopteri, Cypriniformes, Cyprinidae. The transcript is spliced from 5 exons. Gene Ontology annotation, biological process: bicellular tight junction assembly; cell adhesion. Gene Ontology annotation, cellular component: plasma membrane; bicellular tight junction.